This is a messenger RNA of Ramularia collo-cygni, 795 nucleotides long. RefSeq lists its product as uncharacterized. The coding region runs from base 1 to 795 and encodes 264 amino acids. The transcript has 3 exons. The record is from RefSeq and is a predicted model, not a curated record. Lineage: Eukaryota; Fungi; Ascomycota; Dothideomycetes; Mycosphaerellales; Mycosphaerellaceae.
AUGGUCGCCGUGACCAUCGCCAUCCCUCAACCCGUCCCCGCUGGAACGAACUCGCCGACCGAAGCUGCGAAGAAGAAGCGGGAGGACAGCGUGUCCGGCCCUGUCAAUGGCACAACCACGUCGCUCGUCUAUGACCCGGCUCAUACGGUUUCGGUUACUGAAUCAGUGACUACAUCGAUUUCAUACACUGCUACCUCCACCACCACCCUGACUACCACUAUCACCGUUGAAUCACCCAUCCCUACCACUUCUUUGAGUGAGUCAUUGGCCGGUGCGGCGCCAAGUGCUACAGAAAUGCGGACCGCCACUACUACCAUCAGCAACAAGUCCACCCAACUUGUGACUAUUCCCACAAGCUCCCUGUCCAAUGCGACGACGGCCUUCGUCACAGCCGGAAGUCUCWCACUCACCGGUAGCCCAUCUUCGAACUCGACUACGCAAGUCGUGGUCGAAUCGACAGUGAUGGCUCCGGGAAGCUCGAACGGAACCGCCCUGUCGUCCAUGUCGUGCAGCAAUUCAACGCUUCCUACCACUGGCCUGGCCACCACGCCCGCGCACUCAACCCUGCUGUCCACCAGCGAAGUCUCGACCAGUUCUGCAUCUACCACCACCAACGUCAUUCCCAGCGGCUCCAUCGGUGAUGGCCAGGCGGCUGCUUCGACGACUGUGGCUAUCAGCGGCGCAGAUGACCCCGUGAAGUUGGACCGACGCACGGUGCCGAUCGUCACGGCUAUCUUUGUCGGAUUGAUGGUUGUGUUCUAUGCCGAGAAGUAUCUGGGUAGACUGCAUGUUUGA